This is a messenger RNA of Sciurus carolinensis (gray squirrel), 4737 nucleotides long. RefSeq names its product zinc finger protein 546. Bases 1285 to 3642 code for a protein of 785 amino acids. NCBI's taxonomy places the organism in Eukaryota, Metazoa, Chordata, Mammalia, Rodentia, Sciuridae. Gene Ontology annotation, molecular function: DNA-binding transcription repressor activity, RNA polymerase II-specific. Gene Ontology annotation, biological process: regulation of cytokine production; negative regulation of transcription by RNA polymerase II; regulation of immune system process. The record is from RefSeq and is a predicted model, not a curated record. The transcript is spliced from 3 exons.
GUGAUUGGGGCCCAUGUUUGGGGGUCUUAGGGAUCUAGUCAGGGGAUUCUCCAGGGGAUGAAUAAUAGGACAAAAGUCAGUUUUGUGGUUGAGGGUGUUGUGCUGGUCUCAUGACAUCAGUGUCCUUAGCCCAGGAACAAGACAGGUAUUAUUGAGGGAUGGAGAGAUUGUAGGCAGGAAGGUCCUCCAGAUUCCUAAUGAUGGAUGGAAACAGGCUGAUAGGGUUGGGGAAGACUUCAACAUUUUAUCCAAAAUGAACUCUUAAGUAUAAAAGAAAGAUCAAUCUGACAUAGCCACAAGAUGGAUGUGUUUGUUUUCUGUUUCUCUAAGGAAACUUCCAAGACGGUCAAGGGUCCAUGUCUGAUGAUGACCUUAUUACUUGCAGAGUCCCCAAGCAGUUCAGGGAAUCCCACAGCAAGAGACAGGGCACAUCUCCAUGUUCUCUGAUUUCUUUCUUAUGUAGUCACUAGUAAUUGAUCAUAGGUUCUCUACCCUGAUAACCUUAUCUAAUUCUGAUCACUUCCCAAAGGUCCCACCUCUAAACACCAUAGUCAGGUUAAGUUUCCAUCUUCUUUAAAAUAUGGGUCUCACUGUGUUACCCAGGCUGGCCCCAAAUUCCUGGGCUCAACUGAUCCUUCUGCCCCAGCCACAGGAGAAGCUGGGACUACAGGCAUGCACCACUCUACCCAGAUCCACCCUCUUAAUCCACCCUCCUGAUGGGAUUAAAUUUCCACAUAUCCCUGAGGGACGUACUUAAACCAUAUUCAAUUCAUAGCAAUAGAUAAUAUGAUUAACUAACCAAUAAAUAUAUUUACCAAUGAAUGACUUUAUGACAUUCUCUUUAUAAAGAUGAGCUUGAAUUUUGAUGAAACCAUGUCACUCAAGUUCUGUUUUCUAAGAGAUUUGAGAGUACUUUUGGAGAAAAAUGCCUUUUUCCUAAUUCCUUGAAGGGAAAGAAUGAAGAAACUGAUAUUUAUUCAGAAUUUAAAAUGCGAGUACAUAAUAGGCGUGUGUGCUUGUGUAUGCUGUUUCAUUGAAGUGGGAAGCUUGGGUUAUUUUUGUCAUUCCCAGCACUUUGGAUAAUUUUGUUAUCUGAUGGCACACAGGACAUUUUGUCUGCAUCAACAAUAUUCUCUAAAAACAUGUAAGCACUCAACUUCAAAAAUACUCAUUUCCUUAUUUUUCCACACGUUGCAAACUCAAGCCCCAGUUUACUUGCUUGCUGUGCUGCUUCUUUCCUGCCAGUUUCAAACUGAAAAUGCAUUUAAAAAUUUUUCAUAGUACAUGGAUUUGUUAUUUCAGGUGUCCUUGGCAUUCAGUGAUGUGGCCAUAGACCUUUCUCAGCAGGAGUGGGAAUGCCUAGCCCCUGCUCAGAGGGACUUGUAUAGGGAUGUGAUGCUGGAGAACUACAGCAACCUCAUCUCACUGGGGUGUAUUAUUCCGAAGCCAGAUGUGAUUGUUUUAUUGGAGCAAGAGAAAGAACCCUGGAUGGAAAUGAGGGAAGGAACAAGGCAGUGGUACUCAGAUUUGGAGUACAAAUAUGCCACCAAGAAGUUAUUUCCAGAAAAGGAUGUUUGUGAAAUGUAUUUAUCUCAAUUGCAGACAAUGGAAAAAAGUAAAACCUAUAUCCCUGGGGAUACCAUUUUCAGAAAUGGUUUGCAGAACAAACAUGAAUUUGAGAGAAAAGAAGAACAUCAGAUGGGAUGCAUUAGUCAAAUAAUAAUCCAAAACCAAAUAUCUCUUCCUCUACAUCAGAACCUUCAUCCUAGAGAGAAAUCAUAUGAAUGUAAAGAAUGUAGGAAGGCCUUUAGACAGCAGUCUUACCUUAUUCAACACCUGAGAAUUCACACUGGUGAGAGACCUUAUAAAUGUAUGGAAUGUGGAAAGGCCUUUUGUCGAGUGGGAGACCUUAGGGUACACCAGACGAUCCAUGCUGGAGAGAGACCCUUUGAAUGUAAAGAAUGUGGGAAGGCCUUUAGACUUCACUAUCACCUUACUGAACAUCAGAGAAUACAUUCUGGUGUGAGACCCUAUGAGUGUAAGGAAUGUGGGAAGGCCUUUAGUCGUGUUAGGGACCUCAGAGUACAUCGGACAAUUCACGCUGGGGAGAAACCCUAUGAAUGUAAAGAAUGUGGGAAGGCCUUUAGACUUAAUUAUCAACUUACUGAACAUCAAAGAAUUCAUACUGGUGAGAGGCCUUAUGAAUGUAAGGUUUGUGGAAAGACCUUUAGGGUACAACGACACAUCAGUCAACAUCAGAAAAUCCAUACUGGUGUAAAACCCUAUAAGUGUAAUGAAUGUGGGAAGGCCUUCAGUCAUAGUUCAUACCUUGUCCAACAUCAGAAAAUUCAUACUGCUGAAAAACCCUAUAAAUGUAAGGACUGUGGCAAGUCCUUUAGUUUUCAUGCAGAACGUACUCGACAUCAUAGAAUUCAUACUGGUGAGAAGCCCUACGAAUGUAAAGACUGUGGGAAAGCCUUUCGUCUCCAAACAGAACUUACUCGGCAUCACAGAACUCACACUGGUGAGAAGCCCUAUGAGUGUAAAGAAUGUGGGAAGGCUUUUAUUUGUGGCUACCAACUUACUUUACAUCUGAGAACUCACACUGGCGAGAUUCCCUAUGAAUGUAAGGAAUGUGGGAAGACCUUCAGUAGUCGCUAUCAUCUUACUCAACACUACAGAAUUCAUACUGGUGAGAAACCCUUCAGGUGUAACGACUGUGGGAAAGCUUUCCGUCUUCAGGCAGAGCUUACCCGGCAUUUCAGAAUCCAUACUUGUGAGAAACCCUAUGCAUGUAAGGAAUGUGGGAAGGCUUUUAUUCGUAGCAGUCAACUUAUUUCACACCAGCGAAUUCACACUAAUGACAAUACCUACGAAUGUCAAGAAUGUGGGAAGAUCUGUAGUCGUCGUUAUAAUCUUACUCAACAUUAUAAAAUCCACACUGGUGAAAAGCCCUAUGAAUGUAAAGAAUGCGGAAAGUCCUUUCGGUUUCAGACAGAACUUACUCAACAUCACAGAAUUCAUACUGGCGAAAAACCUUACAAAUGCAAAGAAUGUGGGAAAGCCUUUGUUCGUAGCAAUCAUCUUACUCAGCAUCACAGAAUCCACACUGGCGAGAAACCCUACGAAUGUAAGGAGUGUGGGAAGACCUUUAGUCGUCACUAUCGUCUGACUCAACAUCACAGAAUCCACACUGGCGAGAAGCCCUACAUCUGUAAUGAAUGUGGGAAUGCUUUUAUUUGUAGUUACCAGCUUACCUUACAUCAAAGGAGUCACACUGGCGAGAUUCCGUAUGAAUGCAAGGAGUGUGGGAAGACCUUUAGUCGUCGGUAUCAUCUCACUCAACAUUUCAGACUUCAUACUGGUGAGAAACCUUAUGGGUGUAAGGAGUGUGGAAAUGCCUUUCGCCUUCAAGCAGAACUUACCCGACAUUACACAAUUCAUACUGGAGAGAAACCCUAUAAAUGUAAAGAUUGCGGGAAGGCCUUUAGUGUUAACUCAGAACUUACUCGACAUCACAGAAUUCAUACUGGUGAAAAGCCUUAUAAGUGUAAAGAGUGUGGGAAGGCCUUUAUUCGUAGUGACCAACUUACUUUACAUCAGAGAAAUCAUACUAGUGAGGAAACACUGUGCGUGAUGUAGAGGAUAUGAGGGCCUCUUGGAAAUGCCUCUUACACCAAGAACUCAUAAUAUGUUUUUGUUUUUACAUGUUCGGGAACAUGUAGGAAUCAGUUUUGCUUCAUACUCAUAACAAAUGGUUUCACAUGUUGGUUUCAAAAGUUUCAGAACUGUAGCAUCACUUCGGUUGUGGUUCAAUUUCAGCAGAUUGAUUUUGGUGCAGUACAUCUCAAGCCAUCAAGAACUGUUCCCCUCACGAACCGAUGUUGAGCAGUACUUCUGUAAAAUGCAAGAACGUUGGGUUCUCGAGGGGGGAAAUAAAUGGAAAGAAACACUUUAAAAGCUCCAUUUUUCUUAUUUAAUGCCAUAAAUCAUCUGUCGAAUUACUAUAAAAGUUUUAAAAUACUUGCUUCCAGUGUCUGUACCUUAGCUCAUUGCAGACCAGAAGCAAACGAUGUGUGGACCGGUCAGUACAGAGUCCACACUUCUUUCAGAACCACAGAAGAAGAUGAUCCUGCCAGUGAAACAAGUGUGGGAAGGCUCUAACCACAGUGCGCCACUGAUCUCAUUCCCGAUUCCGCUUCUGCCUGUGUGGCAUUUGGCAAGACACUUCCCCUCUGUGCCUGUUUUCAAAUGGCAGUAAUAAUAUCUACCUUAACAGCAUUUUUGUGAGUAUGAAAUAUUAAUAAAAAUUGAAACUUUUAGAAGAGUACUUGACAUACAGCAUGUGCUUAAAAAAGUUUUUUUUUCUUUCUUUUUUUUUAGGUUACAGAUGGACACAAUACCUUUUUUUAUUUUUUUUUUAUGUGGUGCUGAGGAUCGAACCCAGUGCCUCACACAUGCUAGGCAAGUGCUGUACCACUAAACCACAACCCCAGGCUCCACGGUAGUUGUUUUUAAUCACUAAUCAUACUGUUCAGUAAAUUCACACGAGAGAAAUACUAUUUGGGUGAACUUAAGAAGCCUCCAUUACCUUUCACUCUCUAAAUGUGAAUAACCCAGAUAAAAUCCAAUAAAUCAGAGCUCAUCUCUAAAAAUAUAAGAAAGAAAUCUCUAGAUUUCAUGAGCAUAAAGAUUAUAAGAAUAAAGCUUUUAAAGAAUCAGGAAACCUAUAAUGCC